AUGUCCAAGUUCGGUCUGAAAAAAGUACUCGUAACUCUUGCCUCCAUUUCCGGAAUUGGGAAGCCAAGUGUUAUCCACAUUUUGGUAGUAGUUUUCCUGGAAUAUUCCGCCUGGGGCCUGCUGACAAUGCCCAUGAUAGCCACUCUAAAAGAGACCUUUCCAGAUCACACAUUCCUAAUGAACGGUUUGGUAAUGGGUGUCAAGGGAAUACUCUCAUUUCUGUCAGCACCUAUGAUUGGAGCUCUAUCGGAUAUCUACGGUAGGAAGUUACUGCUACUGAUAACAGUGAUCUUCACUUGCCUUCCGAUUCCCAUGAUGACAAUCGACAAUUGGUGGUUCUUUUUGAUCAAUUCGAUCAGUGGAGUCCUGGGCGUUAGCUUCUCAGUGGUUUUUGCCUAUGUGUCCGAUGUUACUACAAAAGAAGAACGCUCUAGAUCUUAUGGAUUUGUAUCGGCCACAUAUGCCGCCAGUUUGGUGAUUGCCCCUGAAUUGGGUAAUCUUAUUAUGGAAAUUUAUGGUCUUAAUGCUGUAGUCUUUAUAGCUACUCUGAUCUCUACGACAAAUGUGCUCUUUGUGCUGCUGGCUGUUCCCGAAAGUUUACCUAGGAAAGUUCGAUCCACUGGCUUGAGCUGGAAACAAGCGGAUCCGUUUCUUGCUCUACUAAAAGUUAGCUCAGAUCACAAUAUCGUGCUGUUGUGCAUCGUGGUCUUUAUGUUCCUGCUCCCAGAAGCUGGGGAAUAUUCGAGUGUACCGGCGUAUCUAAAGCUAACAAUGGGAUUUGAUUUCAAGGAGCUCUCCUCGUUGGUGGCAUUCAUGGCCAUUCUGAGCAUUACUGUGAACGUGACCUUGGGAUCGAUAGUUAAAACUAUAGGUGCCAAGAAAGCGAUAUUAAUGGGCCUUCUUCUGGAGCUGCUGCAGCUAAUCCUGUACGCCGUUGGAGUUGAAAAGUGGCAAAUGUGGCUGGCUGGAAAUGUGGCAGCCUUGAGUUCCAUUACCUUUCCGGCCGUCAGUGCUUAUGUUUCUCUUUACACGGAUGGUGAGAGUCAGGGAGCUGUCCAGGGAAUGAUCACAGGAAUGUCCGGAUUAUGUAAUGGCCUUGGUCCCGCCGUAUUCGGUAUCGUAUUCUACCUCUCUGACAUGGAUUUGAGUCAGGAUCGCAUUAUCAUAGGGAGUGUGAAUGGAGAUCGUACUGUUGCCGGUCCCUUUAUAUUCGGAGCCAUCUUUGUGUUCAUUAGCAUUCUAUUGGCCUCGUGUAUACCAGAUGAAAAGGACUCUAGGGAAAGGAAAGAGGAGUUCUCAGCCUUGAAAUACAUCAUCGAAAUGGAGGAGGUCGCUACAUUGUAAUAUAAAGAAAUAUUAAAACUAA
Molecule: messenger RNA, 1366 nt
Organism: Drosophila eugracilis
Lineage: Eukaryota; Metazoa; Arthropoda; Insecta; Diptera; Drosophilidae
Product: hippocampus abundant transcript 1 protein
Exons: 1
Coding region: 1-1344 (447 amino acids)
Biological process (GO): transmembrane transport
Cellular component (GO): membrane
Molecular function (GO): transmembrane transporter activity
Source: RefSeq, a predicted model, not a curated record